CAGAACAGAGUAAUAAAAAAAAAAAUCUGAAAUAACAGAGAGAAAUCUCGAGAGCUUGAAGCUGAGCGGCGGAGAGACAAAGGCUAAUGCUUUCUUCUUCAACUCUCACAUCUCAUCAACUCACCUUCCCACCAGCAUAAUAAAAUACUUUUUAUUCCAUUUUUUACCGCAAAAUUCUCAAAUUUUUGUUUUGUCUUGGGAAUAUAUUCUCUUCUUCGUUUCAAACUUUGUGUGUAUCUUUCUUCGCUCAACUGGAGGAGGAGAGAUGCUAAAUCCGGGUGUAGUAGGUGGGUCGUCCAACUCGGACCCGUUUCCAGCGGGUCUACGAGUUCUGGUCGUGGACGAUGACCCAACUUGUCUCAUGAUCUUAGAGAGGAUGCUUAGGACUUGUCUAUACAGAGUAACAAAGUGUAACAGAGCAGAGAUCGCAUUGACUCUGCUUCGAAAGAACAAGAACGGGUUCGAUAUUGUAAUCAGCGACGUCCACAUGCCUGACAUGAACGGCUUCAAGCUCCUCGAACACGUCGGUCUAGAGAUGGACUUACCUGUCAUCAUGAUGUCUGCGGACGAUUCAAAGAGCGUUGUGUUGAAAGGAGUGACCCACGGUGCAGUAGACUACCUCAUCAAACCCGUACGCAUCGAGGCUCUCAAGAAUAUAUGGCAGCAUGUGGUGCGGAAGAAGCGGAACGUCUCGGAACAUUCUGGAAGUGUUGAAGAGACCGGUGGAGACAGGCAGCAACAGCAGAGGGAUGAUGGUGAUGAUGGUGGUGGUGAUAACAACUCGUCUUCAGGUAAUAAUGAAGGGAACUUGAGGAGGCGCAAGGAAGAGGAGCAAGGGGAUGAUAAAGAGGACACUUCGAGUUUGAAGAAACCACGUGUGGUUUGGUCUGUUGAGUUGCAUCAACAGUUUGUGGCUGCUGUGAAUCAUCUCGGUGUUGACAAAGCGGUUCCUAAGAAGAUCUUGGAGAUGAUGAAUGUACAGGGGCUAACGAGAGAAAACGUAGCCAGUCACCUUCAGAAAUAUAGGAUAUAUCUAAAACGGCUUGGAGGAGUAUCACAGCACCAGGGAAGCAUGAACCAUUCGUUUAUGACUGGUCAAGAUCCGAGUUACGGUCCGUUGAAUGGGUUUGAUCUUCAAUCUCUAGCUGCUGCGGGUCAGCUCCCAGCUCAGAGCCUCGCACAGCUUCAAGCAGCUGGCCUUGGUUGGUCUUCUUCUUCACUCAUUAAACCGGGGACAACGUCAGUAGAUCAGAGAAGCAUCUUCACCUUCCAAAGCUCGAAAUUCGGAGAUGGACAUGGGCAGAUGAUGAUGAACGGUGGUAGUGGUAAUAAGCAGAUGAGUUUGCUUCACGGUGUCCCAACGGGUCACAUGCGCUUGCAGCAGCAACAAAUGGCUGGUAUGCGUGUAGCCGAUCCAUCAAUGCUGCAGCAACAAUCGAUGUUGUCAAGAAGAAGCCUUCUCGAUGAUGCGGUGGUGGUUAGAAACAGCAGCAGAGUGUUACCAGGUGCUACACACUCGGUCUUCAACAACAGCUUCCCCUUGGCAAGUGCACCAGGGAUGUCUGUGACAGAUACAAAAGGCGGUUCAUCAUCUGCUACAGCAGCGUUUUGUAACCCGAGCUACGACAUAUUGAACAGCUUUCCCCAGCAGCAACAUCACAACAACAACAGAGUGAACGAGUGGGAUCCGCCGAAUAUGGGGAUGGUCUUCAACUCUCAUCAGGACAACACAGCAUCGGCUGCUUUUUCAACUUCAGAAGCUUACUCUUCCUCUUCCACUCAUAAGAGAGAGCGGGAGGCAGAGUUAGUGGCUGAGCAUGGACAGAACCAGCAGCAGCCACAAAGCCGAAGUGUGAAUCCUAUGAACCAAGUUUACAUGAAUGGUGGUGGUUCGGUUAGAGUGAAGACAGAGACGGUGACUUGUCCUCCUCAGGCAACAACAAUGUUUCACGAGCAGUAUAGUAAUCAAGAAGAUCUCCUGAGCGCACUUCUCAAGCAGGAAGGAUUUCCAUUGUUAGAUAGCGAGUUUGAUUUUGAAGGAUACUCCUUCGAUAAUAUUCCUGUCUGAUCAGAGUAGACACUGCAAGAUUCUUUGCUUUUCAUCGAAUGUGUUUUGUAUUUUUGUCCUCAGUCUUACAGAUUAGCAAUGUCUAUUUUUACCACAGAUUAGCAAUGUCUUUUUCUUAAGUCUUAUGAACAUUUGUGUAAAUGUGUUUUUCUAUGCGUUGUGGCUUCAUAAUAAUAGAAAGAUAAGGAAUUGAUCCGGUCAA
Molecule: messenger RNA, 2270 nt
Organism: Brassica oleracea var. oleracea
Lineage: Eukaryota; Viridiplantae; Streptophyta; Magnoliopsida; Brassicales; Brassicaceae
Product: two-component response regulator ARR2-like
Exons: 6
Coding region: 266-2068 (600 amino acids)
Biological process (GO): phosphorelay signal transduction system; cytokinin-activated signaling pathway
Molecular function (GO): DNA-binding transcription factor activity; DNA binding
Source: RefSeq, a predicted model, not a curated record